This is a messenger RNA of Diabrotica virgifera virgifera (western corn rootworm), 8056 nucleotides long. It is a transcript of the gene Rab11, whose product is annotated as ras-related protein Rab-11A. Gene Ontology annotation, cellular component: recycling endosome. The record is from RefSeq and is a predicted model, not a curated record. The transcript is spliced from 5 exons. The coding region runs from base 354 to 1001 and encodes 215 amino acids. Gene Ontology annotation, molecular function: GTPase activity; GTP binding. Gene Ontology annotation, biological process: exocytosis. Lineage: Eukaryota; Metazoa; Arthropoda; Insecta; Coleoptera; Chrysomelidae.
ACAUUCAUCAAAAUGAUGUCACUGGAAGAUACGAAGAUGACAAUUCUAGCGCAUGCGCUUAACAAAAUCAUAUUAAGUUGACGUUUCUUGUCAAAGGGGCGUACAAAUUAUCAACAAAACAGACGCCAUUUUGCUAAAAUUGAAAUAUCCAACAAAGUAGAAAGAGAUUUUAAAUAAAUCUAAAACAUCCAAACUUUUUUUUGGGAACGUAUCGGAAGUAAUGUGUCUGUGAUAAAUAGUAAAAAAUAUUAAAGCGAUAUUUUCGUCGAAACUGAUAUGUAUUAAAUUUAUCUUUUGUGUUAUUAAAGAGAGUUAAACGUAGCUAAAGAAGAAAAACUAUUAGUGAUUUAAACAUGAGUACGAAAGAUGAUGAAUACGAUUAUUUAUUUAAAGUUGUCCUUAUUGGUGAUUCUGGUGUAGGAAAAAGUAACUUAUUGUCAAGAUUUACUAGAAAUGAAUUCAAUUUGGAGUCUAAAUCUACUAUAGGUGUCGAAUUCGCUACCAGAAGUAUACAGGUGGAUGGUAAAACUAUUAAAGCACAAAUAUGGGACACGGCAGGUCAAGAGAGAUACCGAGCAAUCACGGCGGCCUAUUAUCGUGGUGCAGUCGGUGCUCUACUCGUCUACGAUAUCGCCAAACAUCUGACAUACGAAAACGUUGAACGUUGGUUGCGCGAAUUGCGCGACCACGCAGAUCAGAACAUUGUGAUCAUGUUGGUCGGAAACAAAUCCGAUCUGAGGCAUUUGCGCGCCGUGCUGACAGAAGAAGCUAAGGCUUUCGCCGAAAGAAACGGCCUCAGCUUCAUCGAGACUUCAGCCCUAGAUUCGACCAAUGUCGAUAAUGCUUUCCAAAAUAUACUCACAGAGAUCUAUAGAAUUGUUUCCCAAAAACAGAUCAGAGACCCUCCGGAAGGUGACGUAAUCCGACCACAAAACGUAGAACCAAUAGAUGUAAAACCAACUAUGAACUCUGAUGGCGUGCGCAAACAGUGUUGUCAGUAAUAAUAAAUAAUUAGCAAUAAUAUGCAUGUUACACUAAAUAUGGAUUUCAGCCGGUAGUGCCGCCUUGUCCAACUCACUGUGGCUAUUUAUCAUUUAUUUUAAGUAUUACCAGAAGCUCUACACUUCUCGUUUAGCUAAACAAUUGGCAAUGCGGAUUACCACCAAAACUUUAUUUAUAUGCUAAGCACUUAGUAUGCUAUCCAUUAUAAGUUUGUACAUUAUAAUUAUAUCUCUCAUUUGAUACUACUUUGAAUAUAUAUGGAAAAUAUUAUAUAUAAUUAAAAAUAAUAAAAGAGGUUUACAUUAUUUAUGUUUAUAAAAGUGUAUGUCUUAGAAUCGAAGACGUAUAUACUCUAUUUGUAUUUAUAACCUUCAACAGGUGCAUAUUUAUUGUUAAAUUAUGUUGAAAUCAUGUGUAUUUUACUGUAUUAAAAUAUGCUGGAAUAUCUAUUUCUUUUUUCCUUAGACAAAAAUGUAGCUUCCCUGGUUUCAUUGAUAUGAGAGCAAAAAGAUUUUUAAAACAUAGAUCUUAACAAAACAGUUAUUUUCCCUUGGUCAAAAGAUAUUUUCUAUAUACUGAUGAUCCCAAAAAUCAGAUGCCUCGUUGGACAUAAAACUUUAAAUAAACAAAUUGGGUUCUCAUAGCUUCUAUGCAAUAAUUCUGUUUUAAAUAGUCGCUCGAUUUGUUUACGAUGUACAGUUUUGUUGCAGUAAUUUCGUAACUUUUGUAGCUCACUUGUCAUCUAGAUAGCAGUCCCAAAUAUACUAGAGCCAUUCGUAUACUCCCAUAAAUUUUAAAAAAGACAGUUUUAUUUUUGCUCUUUUUGUUAUACAUAUUUUUAAAACUUUUAAAACGCUAUUUUUCCAGAUAGUCGCCAUUUCUGUCCAAACACUUUUGCAGACGAUACUUGAACCGUUAUAGAAUUCUACCUCCAAUUUUUUGAGGAAUCCAGUAACUUCUUCCUUGACUUCAUCAUCGAUAGUGAAGUAAGCCACCCAAGUGUUCUUUUAAUUUUGGGGAUAAUUCAGUAAUAAUCAUUUGGUGCUAGGCCUGGAAUGUGGAGGGGGGAUGGAACACAACAGUCCAGCCAAAAUUCCCCCACCAUCAGUUCAGUUUGAUGUAAGACAUGAGGUCGAGCAUUGUCAUGGAGAAGCCUCACACCACUGGGCAAUCGUCCUCACCGUCCGUUGUGGAUCAUGUCUCAGUCUUUUUCAUGUUUCGCAAUGUCUUUAGGAUUUAACUGUUGUUCCAUGAGGCAAAAAGUCGAUGAAAAGGCUUUUUCUGUCCCAAAAGACGGUUACUAUAAGUUUCCCAGUCAACUGCAUUUGUUUACAUUUCUUCGGCUUCAGCGAAGUUGAGUGAUGCCAUUCACGUGGUUGCUGCUUGGCUUCGAGGAUAAAGUGAAACACCCGUGUUUCGUCACCUGUAAUAAUGGAAUCCAAAAAUUCUUCCUUGUUGUAUUCACAUUGUUGCAAAAACUGCUGGUCACACUCGACAUGGUGCCUGUUCACAUUAGAGAUGUUGAAAAAGUAUCUAUUCGUUACAAAGUAUGUACUCGUUACUUACUAAUACUGAAAGUAACGGAUCCUAUACAGAGAAGCAAAUCGUUACUUUGAUUACUCUGAUUACUUCGUACCAAUCGUAUCAGAGCGAGUAACAACUAUUGUAUCUACAACCAGUACACUUGAUUACUUUCUACCAAUCGUAUCCCAGCGAGUAAUGGAUGGGACCGGUAUUUUACUAGUGUUGUCGAAUACCGUUAUCGGUAUGAAGCGUCUUAAGGGUGUGAGGGUGAGGAGAAGAUAGAAGAUGAAACAGAGGGAGGUAUAAUGGUAUACGUAAAAUAUGUAAUGUAAGUUAUUAACAAAGAUCGAAUGCGAGAACCCUAUAUUGUUAUCUAGAUCUACGCCAUUUGUCGAUGUAGAUUAGAUAGUAGAUCUUGUUAUAUCGGAAUACCUAUACAAAAUACUUACCUACCGAGAAAUACGAUUCUCGAUAUGAUUACCGGUACUCAAAUACAAAAGUAACAAAAGUAAUCAUAGUAACGAAUACUGUAAAUGAUUACUUUAUACAAAAGUAACGAUUUGUAACGAAUACUCGAAAGUAACUAUAAUCAACAUCACUAGUUCACAUGUUGUGAUAGCCUAAUUAUUUUUCUAUUAAUGUCUUAUGAAUCGUGGUGUGAUAAGUCUCAGAAAUACGGAAAGCAAGGUCCAUAAUGGUGAACCUCUGAUCUUCAAGCAAUACUCUUUCAACUUUUUCGACAAUUUCGUCUUUCGAAAUUAAAGACUUUCCAAACUUCAUCGUGAAUUUCUGUUUGGCCUUCACUGAAUUUUCUACCCCAUUUGCGAACAUGAUGAACGGAUAUGCACUUUUCCCCAUAAACUUGGAUUAACUGACGAUGAAUAUCAAUAGGUGCAAUCCAUUUUGCGGUAACUCCAUCUUCGAAGGUUGCUAGGCCGGCACUGAGCAAUGCAGCGAGGUGAGAGUGGUGGGGGAAGAGAGAGGGAGAGUUGUUGCGUAAUGCAGUGUUACCAGAUUUCUCCCAGUAUGUCACAUUCUUUCUCAGCCAUAGGGAACCUCUUUUUAUGAAUGACCUUUAUACUAUAAUGCUCUGUGAUCUUAAAAUCUGCAUUGUUUAUAUGAUUUUGGUCCUAGGUCACUCUUUCUGGAUGCUUGCCAAUAUAACAAUAUCACCUGCAUACCUAUAAGUUUCUAUCGUUUUAUAUCGUAACCCAUAUUUAUAUUUCUUUGAUAUAAUCAUUCACCACUCGCAUUGUAUUUACAACACUUCCUUUUGACUUAACAUCUGAAAAUUUGUUAACUGCUUUUUAAAAUUUGACUCGCGAUAAAAAUCUUUGGAGCUACCUAAAUCAUUUAGCUACCGAAGGAGCCCACCUCAAAAAAACAUCUUUUUGUUCGCAUUAUCGAAGUUGAACCAGUUUCUUUUCUGAGUUCUGCCAUGUUAAAUAUUGUAACGACAUUAACAAAAAUGUACACAGUUAACCUUACUUCAAUUUUAUAAAUAAUACGUGACUGUUUAGGAAAUUUACAAUUAAAUAGGUGGGUCAAUUUAUGUAGUACGAUUUCUGGAUGUAGAUUAACGAAAUCAAUUCUGGUGGUAAAGAUCAACACCAAAGUGGAUACUAUAUAACUUAAAAGCAUUACAGCCUUUUGUGUAUUAUAUCGAAUGGAUAAAGAAAAUCAAAACUUGCUUUGAGAUCCGGAAUCCGUUUGAUAAAAAAAGUGUAUUUUAACUUUUCAGAUAUUCCCUUGAUCAUACAUUAGUAGCUGUAUUCGCGGAGCAAAUCCUGGAUAAACCAGAGGGAGAACGCAAGCGCAUUACAGAAAACAGAUUCUGAACGUGUCCGGGAUACCCUCUAGCUAGACGUUCGAGGUUUUUGUUUCGGAUUUUAAGUUCGCACAAUCGCACAAAAUACUUGGGAAGAAUCUCUUAAAGAAUUUCUUGACAUUCUGUCUAAUUUUUAACCUAAAAUAUUGUUACAGCUUGCAAAUUCUGGUUUUUAAAGAUUUAAAGUUAUGUAAAGUGUUGUAUCAUUUAAAUAUCCUUCAACAAAUUUUAAUAUUUUUUAUAUUAAACCCAUUUUAGUUUUUUUUGUCGAAUGUUUUCCAUCUAGAUGGGCUUGUUUAUAAGUAUUCUCGUAUUAUUAUCUUUACUUUUCAUUCGAUAAUUAUAUAUUAUAAUAAAUUGUAUCUAGAUGAGUUUUUUUUCGGCUUUGGCAGAGCCAAUUAGCCAGACUUGUUUGUGAUUGAUUGCAGAUUCAUAGUCAUACAUUUCUUAUUUCAUGACGUAAGUAGUAAGUACUACAAUUUUUUUUUGAUACAACAUAUUAUUAUAUUAUAUUUUUUAUUAUAUAUUUCAAUUUGUGGUAAUUACUUUUUUUUACUUCUAUUUUUUUGUUAUUUUUUUACUUGUUUUUUUUUUCUUUUUUUUUUCUUUUUUUUUGUUUCUAUUUUUUUUUAUUUAUUUAUUAUUUUUUUUUGUUAUUAUUAUUUUAUUAUAUAGGGUGUCCCGGAAAAUAGUGCGUUCCUUUAAGGUAUGGAUAGAACACACAAUUUAGAACAAAAAAGUCCUAUACCAUUUUUUUCUAAACUUAACCGUUUCCAAAAAAAAGAUUACAUUGGUUUCCAUAUACCUGAAUUUUAAUCUUCAGAAAAUUAAAUAAUCUGGCAACAUGUUACGCACUGGUGAAUAAGAACUCGUUUGUGUCUUACAGUAUUUAAAAUAAUCCAACCUAAUACUUACUAUUUUUGUUUACUAUAAUUUUUUUUAAAUGUAGUUGAAAUAUGGCAUAAUUUUAAACGAAUUAUACUUACAUAUUUUAAGAUGAAAUCACAUGUUUUAAAUGAACCACCACUUUUGCGAACACAUGAAUUCAUAGAGUAACAUGCACUCAUACGACGAGAAAUUCCAGCAAAACAUUUUGAAAGAAUUUUAGUAGGUAUUAUGCCUCUCCAUUUAUUGAUCUGCCAUAAAUAAACAUCAUAAUAUCAUAAUAUUACUCAUGAACACACGAUUCAAAAACAUUUUCGGCGUUGACACUAAACAGGAUUCUUCCAAAUUAUCUGUUUACUAAACAUGGGACUAUUUACGUUUAGAUUUUUGUACUUCACAGAGUUGCCAGAUUUGAAUUUGCGUUCCAAAAUGUUUUAUAGUUUUUUGGUCAAACGGUUGAAUUUAGAAAAAAAUGUUAUAAGAGGAGUUUUUUGUUCUACAUGGUGCCUUCUACCUAUACCUUUAAGGAAUGCACUAUUUUCCGGGACACCCUGUAUAUGUUCUUUUUUUAUAUAUUAUUUUUUUCUUGUUAAUUUUGUCAAACCAAAUUAACAAAUUAUUUCUAGUUUACAACUUGUAUUUACAUGAUUUAACAUGUUUAUAAAUGAGAUGAAGAAUUUCCAUAUUAUCAUUUGUAAAUAUUAAAGUAUUAAGGUUUAUUGGGAAACAACAUUUUAAAUUUUGUAAUUCCUUAUAAAGGUAGUUUAUGUUAUUUAUCUCUAAAUGACAUUCUAAUAUGACAUGUGUUAGAUCUCCGAUUUUGCCACAAGUACAAUUGGGAGUAUCUGCCAAGCCGAUUCUAUGUAUGUAAGAUGGAGUAAGAUGAGGUUUAUAAAUAUUCUUGUAAUAAUUACAGAAUUUAAUUCAGUUAAUAAAUAUUCAGUUGAAUUUAUGAGUUAAAUAACACCUUAAACUUAUUCAGAGACUGUUUCUAGUAUCAUGUUAUAUUUUAUUAGCUUUUGGUGUAAUAAACCACAACCUAUCAAAUUCAAUAUCAAAAUUAUUGGAAAUGAUUCGUAACUAAAUUAUUACUUCCUUCAGCUAAUUUUCAACCCCCUGGAAAAAAAGGUAAUUUUUAUAUCUAAAUACCAAGCUGCAAUUUCCAGAUAAUUCUCAACAAUAUUUAUACAAAAAUUUAAGCGGGAUUAUGGCGUGUAAAUACCAAAUAAUAUUAUCGAAAUGAAAUACGCUAAUCAAAUUUCUUUCUAAACUUUCUAAAAAAGGUUAAUUCAUUGCCUGCUAUUCUCUUUGCUAUUUCUAUUGUUGACUUAAAAAUGUGUUGCAUUUGCAUUUUUUGUCGACAUUGACGCCUGCGCCUUGGGAAACUAAUCCCGAACUUACUCAUUUCGGGGUAUGCUCAGCGAAUACAGCUAUUGUGUCACUUUGAUAAAACCCGCCUUGACGCAGUUGCAUCAUUUCCUCCUAAAUGUAAAAAUUUAAAUUUCUAAAAUUGAAUCUUGUUUACACAUUUUCGCAUUUAUUUACCUACAUAUCACUUUUCACAGUAUGCAAUUACCAUACUACGUGUGAUUUUUCCAAAUUGGGUACGCGGCUUAUCUUGCUGUCAAUUCUCGUCAUUUGUUCGUCGAUUUUAAUUGUGGUAAAUAAACUCGUUAUAACUCCUCACCUCUCCUGGAAAAUUUAGAAUGAUUAUUCAUGAAUCUCCUGCUGCAAUGUUCUCCUGCAUUGCCGUUUGUAUGAAAGUCUUCAACAUUAAGAAAGUAGCAUGAAAAAAUAUUUUACAGACUUUAAAUAUACCCACAAGACACCUAUUGGAACUGGUAAAUAACAAAUAUUAUGUCAACGUGGAAUGAAGUAAACGCUUCUGUUGUAUGUAGGCAUAUGAAUUUAUUAAAAUUCUUAAAAUUUAUCCACAAGGGAGUGGAAGUACAAAACGUUUUCGGUCAAAUUGACCAUCAUCGGUGUAAACGUCCAGUGUACAAGUAAUUGUAACUAGCCACUUCAAUAGGUGUAAAAACCUUUAAAUUACAUUAUUGUUACAUUCUAUAUUAAAAAGUGGUCGACAUUAAGUCGAUGUUUUAAGAUUUUAAAGAUCACAUGUGAAUGUAUUUCACCAACUUGGUCGUUAACUUCUCACUAGAACACAAGUAGCUUGUGCAAUUUUCGAGCAAGGAUGAAAUAUAUUCACAUGUGAUCUUUAAAAUAUUAAGACAUCGACUUAAUGUCGACCACUUUUUAAUAUAUGUAGAAUGUAACAAUAAUGUAGUUUAGAGGUUUUUACACCUAUUGAAGUGGCUAGUUACAAUUACUUGUACACUGGACAUUUACACUGAUGAUGGUCAGUUUGACCGAAAACGUUUUGUACUUCCACUCCCUUGUGGAUAAAUUUUAAGAAUUUUAAUAAAUUCAUAUUCCUACAUACAACAGAAGUGUUUACUUUAUUCCACGUUAUUAUAUUGAAGGUAUACAGCCAACUACGGGGUUUACCCCUUUUUAAAGUAACAAAUAUGUAACACAUAGUUCUAUCUACUACAUAGAUUGAUCCACAUUUUGGCAAAAUCUGCACACUGGACAUUUUCUCCUAAUACCUAAGCAGUGUGUAAGAUUGUAUGUGAUUUUUGUAGGUAUUGUAGACAUAUUCAUAAAGGUGUAGAUAAUGUUCUGUUACAUAGGCCAUACCGAUUACUGUUUUAUUUGGACAUCUUGAACAAAUGGUAUCAUUGUUGUCAACUGUAAUAUAAGCUUCUUAUUAAAAUUAUAAAUUUAAUUUUUAAAUAAAACUUUCUGUAACACAUA